UUUGUGUGUAGGGAGCAGUGGACCGAGGCCGAGGGCUAUAUCAAGUAUCUCGCUCAACAGCUAGCCGCAAACAACGCACUGACGGGAAACCUAAACUGGGCAAUGUUUCAUUUUGUCGCUCACAUGCGAUGCCUGAAGACAGUUGAUUUCCUCGGCGACAUUGACCCAGCGCUCGCGAGCCUGCAGUUUAUCUUGCGUAUUAUGCUCAAGGGAUUGUGUCUCACUCUGGAUGAUGGCAAGCUGCGCAAAGUGCUUGCUGACCGCCAAAUUGUCCCGGGCACGAUAGAUCUGAUAGUUGACAAGCACAUGGCGCUGGAGAACGGCGAAGUGCGCACGCAUGCGUUCAAGCAGACACUAGCGGACCCUAACAAACUAUACCAGCAGCUGCUCCGCUACGUGGUGCUUGCAAUUGCCCGAGUAGAUAUCAGCCGCUCGCAGUCGCAGUACGUGUUUUACCAGGACCUGGUCGGCAUGCUAUUAGAUGUGUUCGCCUCUCAGUUGGCUGCCAGCAGCAUCCCGACCGCAAACAACCUGUUUGUGUGUGAGCUGCUCAGCGUGGUUGGCCCAUCGACAGUGUUUAAUAUUGGCAGCACACAGGCAGAUGAGAUUGUCUGCGCGCUGCUUCUGAACGCCAUCGAGGCACCCACGGCUCCGUCGACACAGGGGCUGGUUCAGAGCGCGUACUCAUACUUGUUUUCGCGCCAAUACACUGCUCACUCCAAGCAGACCGAGCAAUACUCUUUGUUUUUGCUUAUGCUUCUCAUAUCAGCGCCGCCCUCGAAUGAUGGCUCAAGAAACCCCUAUUUGCAGACGCUCGAGUCCCUGGCAAACACGUCCGAAAGCGUGUUGAAGAUUGACAGGUGUGCGGUACCAUUUCAAAAGCUGUUUGCAAAGAUCGUCGCCGAGCUGCACUCCAUCGAGUGGACGGCACUGUUUCAGACACUGGUUGCACGCAACGAGGCAUUCCGAACAUAUGCGCUGGCACGCACGGAUGCAGACACCCUGAUUGUGCCGCUGUUGAAGCGGAUAAGUGCGGCCACCGCGCUUCCAUUUUCGUCAUCGUUUGCACACGGCCAUGGCAGCACAGUCCCAGGAUCUGUUAGCGGCGCUGGCAGUGGCAAAAGGCGUGGUGAUAAACAUGUGGCAGCGCCCAGCUUUGUUACUGUGGUCUCUGAAGUAACACACCACCAGAAGCAGCAGCAGCAAUCACAGCAGUUUUCAGGCGCCUGGACUAUGCCGUCAACGUCGCCGCCACUCGGACCACCGACUACUGCGCCAACCGUGGGCUCGGCCACAACAUUAGGGAUGGUUUUGCCCGCCAGUACUGCUACAAGCAAUACAAUUAGCAGUAACAAUGGCAGUAGUGGCGUACCACUCAAUUCACCCGGAAUUCGGUUACGACAGAGCGCAAUGCUGCCCUAUUCUCUCGUUCCUGAAACCGUCCCCUACGUUCACUUGUACCUAUGGUUGGAUAUUCUUUUGGUUUUGUCCUCCGACGCACAGUUUGUCGAGCAACUCCAGCGCACGAUGAUAGACUUUUGGCCGGCAACGCCGCACCCACUGCACAAGCCGCCGCUGUCACACUGCCUGGUGGUCGAGUCCAUGCGGAUAUUUCAGCUCAACUUAAUGCUCCUCAAGGACAGUCAAGUACAUAAGCUGUCUCUGGGAAUACUUGUCAAUGUGCUCAGCAGGUCAACUGCCAUUCCAUCAGCCAUAGCUCAAAAACUGAUCAAGCUCUUCGAGAUGAUCCACAAAAGAUACUCCAAGCUUGCCGUCUUGCAUCCGGACAACAGCAAUCAUGGCGGAGAGCCGACUGAGAAUCUUGACGAGCAAGGUGUCUAUGCACAGACACUAUCAACCCUGUUGGCGCUAUUCUGCCACCUGUUAAACACCAACAACCCGCAGUUUAUCUACGGCGUGUUGCAGGCGCGCGAGAUACUCAGUGCCUUUGCAGAGCCCACCAAAGCAUCAUAUUUUGCCAAUGCGGAUGGCCUUAUUGGUCGCGCGAUGAGGGUUGCGGCCGAGCUGCGCGUGCGCGUAGCAUAUUUUCACGCUCGCAUUGCUGCGUUGCCCAGCCCCCAGCAGGCAAAGGAUAUUUUGGCGCUGGUCGAAUCAGUGGUUGCCAACGACCACGGGGAUAGCGAAACACAAGUGGAUUUGCUGUCGCGAGUGCCCGAUGACAGCGAGUGGUCGGCGUUUAUGCUGCCUUUGGUUUGGGAGCUUCUGCUCACGUCGACUGUUGCGUCGGUUGCUGAGGGGAAGACACCGCUGCUUGAAGAGUUUGAAAAUCUUGUUAUGUGAACCAAUAGUUUAUUUAAAUUUUAAAUUUUAAAAAAGAUGUGGUUUAAACUAUAUUUUGCUACAAUAAAGG
This is a messenger RNA of Kickxella alabastrina, 2371 nucleotides long. RefSeq names its product Dyggve-Melchior-Clausen syndrome protein-domain-containing protein. Lineage: Eukaryota; Fungi; Kickxellomycota; Kickxellomycetes; Kickxellales; Kickxellaceae. Gene Ontology annotation, biological process: Golgi organization. The record is from RefSeq and is a predicted model, not a curated record. Gene Ontology annotation, cellular component: Golgi apparatus. The transcript has 2 exons. The coding region runs from base 103 to 2301 and encodes 732 amino acids.